AUGAAGAAGAGCAGGAGUGUGAUGACUGUGACUGCAGAUGAUAAUGUUAGAGAUUAUUUUGAAUGCAGCUUGAGUAAAUCCUACAGUUCUUCCAGUAACACUCUUGGGAUCGACCUGUGGAGAGGGAGGAGGUGUUGCUCGGGGAACUUACAGUUACCACCACUGUCUCAGCGGCAGAGCGACAGGGCGAGGACCCCCGAGGGAGAUGGGCUCUGCAGACCCACCACGCUGCCUCUGACGACGCUCCCCAGCAUCGCCAUCACCACUGCGAGCCAGGAAGGCUUUGAUGUGGAAAAUGGCCCUUCCCCUGGUCGGAGCCCGCUGGACCCCCAGGCCAGCUCGUCCUCGGGGCUGGUGCUCCACGCCACCUUUCCCGGGCACAGCCAGCGCCGAGAGUCCUUUCUCUACAGAUCAGACAGCGACUAUGACCUGUCUCCAAAGGCCAUGUCGAGAAACUCGUCGCUUCCAAGCGAGCAACAUGGCGAUGACUUGAUUGUGACUCCUUUCGCCCAGGUGCUUGCCAGCUUGCGAAGUGUGAGAAACAACUUCACUCUACUGACAAACCUUCAAGGAGCAUCCAACAAGAGGUCCCCAGCGACCAGCCAGCCUCCUGUGUCCAGAGUCAACCCGCAAGAAGAACCGUAUCAAAAGUUAGCAAUGGAGACUCUGGAAGAGCUGGACUGGUGUUUAGACCAGCUAGAGACCAUCCAAACCUACCGCUCCGUCAGUGAGAUGGCUUCCAACAAGUUUAAAAGAAUGCUGAACCGGGAGCUGACACACCUCUCAGAGAUGAGCCGGUCUGGAAACCAGGUGUCUGAAUACAUUUCCAAUACUUUCUUAGACAAGCAGAAUGAUGUGGAGAUCCCAUCCCCCACCCAGAAAGACCGGGAGAAAAAGAAGAAGCAGCAGCUGAUGACGCAGAUAAGCGGGGUGAAGAAGCUGAUGCACAGUUCCAGCCUGAACAACACAAGCAUCUCCCGCUUCGGGGUCAACACUGAAAAUGAAGAUCACCUGGCCAAGGAGCUAGAAGACCUGAACAAAUGGGGCCUUAAUAUCUUCAAUGUGGCUGGAUACUCACACAAUCGGCCCCUGACCUGCAUCAUGUAUGCCAUAUUCCAGGAAAGAGACCUCCUGAAGACGUUCAAAAUCUCAUCUGACACAUUCGUGACCUACAUGAUGACCUUGGAAGACCAUUACCACGCCGACGUGGCGUACCACAACAGCCUGCACGCGGCUGACGUAGCCCAGUCAACCCAUGUUCUCCUCUCCACGCCAGCCCUAGAUGCAGUCUUCACAGAUCUGGAAAUCUUGGCCGCCAUCUUUGCAGCUGCCAUCCAUGACGUUGAUCAUCCUGGAGUCUCCAAUCAGUUCCUCAUCAACACAAAUUCAGAGCUUGCUUUGAUGUACAAUGACGAGUCUGUGCUGGAAAACCAUCACCUUGCCGUGGGCUUCAAACUGCUACAAGAAGAGCACUGUGACAUCUUCCAGAAUCUCACCAAGAAGCAGCGCCAGACGCUCCGGAAGAUGGUGAUCGACAUGGUGUUAGCAACUGAUAUGUCCAAACACAUGAGCCUGCUGGCAGACCUGAAAACCAUGGUGGAAACCAAGAAAGUCACAAGCUCGGGCGUUCUUCUCCUGGACAACUACACUGAUCGCAUACAGGUCCUCCGCAACAUGGUACACUGUGCAGACCUGAGCAACCCCACCAAGUCCUUGGAACUGUAUCGGCAGUGGACAGAUCGCAUCAUGGAGGAGUUUUUCCAACAGGGAGACAAAGAGCGGGAGAGAGGAAUGGAGAUUAGCCCAAUGUGUGAUAAGCACACUGCUUCUGUGGAAAAAUCCCAGGUGGGUUUCAUCGACUACAUCGUCCACCCACUGUGGGAGACUUGGGCCGACCUGGUGCAGCCCGACGCUCAGGACAUUCUGGACACACUAGAGGACAAUAGGAACUGGUAUCAGAGCAUGAUACCCCAGAGCCCCUCCCCGCCGCUGGACGAGAGGAACCGGGAUUGCCAGGGCCUGAUAGAGAAGUUUCAGUUCGAACUGACCCUGGAGGAGGAUGAUUCGGAAGGACCCGAGAAGGAGGGGGCGGGCCACAGCUAUUUCGGCAGCACGAAGACACUUUGUGUGAUUGACCCAGAGAACCGGGAUCCACUGGGUGAGACCGAUGUCGACACUGCAACAGAAGACAAGUCCCCGACUGACACCUAGUCUCCCUGUCCUCGGGGAAGGACCUCCCACCCUUGAGGAGCAGGCGAGCUGUGUGGCAUGGCCAGCCCACCACAGGGCGAGGCCUGCGUGAGACAGAGGCCACCUGCCUUUCCAGGUACCGGAGUUUGGGGCCAGAUCACAAGGCAGAGAAGCGAAGAACAGCUCGGGAAACCCGAGGUCGACUUGCCUCACUCGCAAGCUUGGCAGAGAGCUGGGGCUCUGUGUGGUAGCGUGGGCCAGUUCCAAUCAUGACCAAAUGGCUUGAACACGGAAGACACAAAACUGAGAGAUUUCUCCGCACUCAGUUUCGGGCCCUGCCCGACUAGUGACUGAACUCACUGACUAAUAACUUCACUGAUAAAUCUGCUCACUGUCCCCUGUGUGCCAACCUGUGUGCCUUUUUUGUAAAACAUUUUCAUGUCUUGAAAAUGCCUGUUGAAUACCUAUAGUACCAACUUCUACACAGAUAAGCGUUCAAAGUUGAUAUAAACUUUUUUGAUUCUUUCUGGGGGAGAAAAAAAAAGAAAGAAAACAGUCUUCCUUUUUUCUUGGGCAAUAUCUUUCGCUUUCCUACAGUUAACUUUUGCAAACAGAAAAGAUGCACUUCUAACCACAUUCUACUUCCUUCCGCAGUGGCCCAGUCCAGCUCCACAGUGGCCCUUGUCACUUAGCUCUGUUUGCUUGCUUCAAACAGUACUGUCCCCCCGAGGUCUCACUGUUUGUGCUAGAAACAGAAACACAUCAGCCACACUGUGGGGCAGCGCAGGGUAGCUGUGCUGUAGCCACAGGUGAACACGGCUGCCUACCUGCUUUGUCUUUGGCCUCUGAGUCACACGGCCCGACCUGUCCCUCUCCCCAGUCCCAGCACUGUUUCCAGGUUGAUCUCCCUGUUUUUCUCUUGCACUGCCUUUCACGCUAACACCUCCAUUCCUGUUGAUAACCAUGUAUUUAUUACUUCAUGUAUAUACUGUAAUGUUUUGUAAGUUAUUAAUUUAUAUAUCUAACAUUGCCUGCCAACGGUGGUGUUAUAUUUGUGUAGAAGACUCUGCCUAAGAGUUGCGACUUUUUCUUGUAAUGUUUUGUAUUGUGUACAAUAUUAACCCAGACACCGCUUUGGAGAGACAGAGGGCCCCUCCCUCCCUGUGCACGCAGUCCAGACAGGGGAGGCGUGGGGCCCACAGGGCAGCCCUUUCCCUGUCUGAGUUACCAAUGAUGCACAACCCUUUGUGAACCAGUUUGCAAGCAGGAUCCUCACAUUAGAUAUAAAAUGGUUUACAUCAAGCUUUUACUUUUGUAUAGUUUAAUAAGGGGUGGGGCAAAGGCAUGCGGUUUUUACCCGUGUUUUAUCCAAAUCUGUGUACACGUGAGCUGGGUUAUAACUGGAUUAUACUCCAGUUGUGGCUUCGGUUCCAAAAGCAACACUACAUUUGCUCACAAAAGAGUCUUCUGAAUGUCCCCAAACUACUGACUUUUGAAGAGCUAGCAUCCUGCCUGCUAUACUGGGGGAGUGUCAUGUUCCAACUCAUUAUGGAAGAAAACAAUAGAACAAUGUGAAUUUUUAUAAUAAAAUGUGAACUGAUGUAGUAAAUUAUGCAAAUGUGAAGCUUCUUCUGAUGACACCUGUUAGGCCUCUUCCUGGUGUUGUUUCAGUUUGUAAAAUAUGUUUCAAGCUUCAGUUCAGUGUUAUGACGCAAUAGCUAGGGAAAUAGCACAAGCGUGCGUGACCAUGGGUUGUACGUCUACCAACACUGCAUUGUUCCAGGUGGACAUCUUACUGUUUUCCAAAGUUUCUCACAAUGUACGUUAUAGUAAUAUUAUUAUAUAUUGUGCUCAAAUGCAUUCUUAAGAGACUUUUAUAUGAAGUGAAUAAACAAAAGCAUGAUUAGAUUAGACUGUAGGCCCAGUUAUUUUGCGUUUAGCUCUGAUGUAUUAAAGCAGAUUUUUUCUCAUUUCUCCUUCCAUAUCCUACAAAGAAAACCAACCACUAUGCCAGCCAACAUCACAUGUGAAGUUUCGGAAUCUGUCCCCAAAGUCCCAUUGCUUGGAACAUUUCACUCUUUUUCUUAGCAACUGUUGAGCCAGCCCAGCAGUGCCAGAAGAGGAAGGAGUGAAGGAAACAAAACCAUUGUGUUCAUCCUGGAUUGUUUUUUUCUACCUCUUUAAGAACCUGAAGAGGUAAUCUACUCAAUAAAUAAAAGGCAACUUCAUCUUG
Molecule: messenger RNA, 4423 nt
Organism: Heterocephalus glaber (naked mole-rat)
Lineage: Eukaryota; Metazoa; Chordata; Mammalia; Rodentia; Bathyergidae
Source: RefSeq, a predicted model, not a curated record